GCGCGCUCAGUACUAGUGCAGCGUUGGUCUCGGUCGGAUCGUUCCCUCCGGAAAGCCCCGUGUUCCGUCGUCGUUGACCGUCCUUGCCGAUUCACGCGAAGCGUGUGUGUGUGUGUGGGAGCGAGCGAGAGGGAAGUUCAUUACGCGACGCGCGUAUUAUUGUGUCGAUUUGGCGCGUGUGGUCGCGUGCGUGUGUGUGUGCGGAUAACCGCCCACCUCUUCGGGUACCCCUCCCAGUAAAGGGGGUCAUCCCAACGGGUAGAUUUUUCAGAACCACAGCUUUUAAUUCAUUCAAACCGGCAAACCGCGGUCCCCGCAAACUGCCGCCAUUGUGUUUCCACCGCGCGGUGUCCACCUCCCCCCAGGGUUUUGACCGUUUUGGCCACGGCCGAACCAGUGAACCGAUCAAGCGUGUAAAAGCAGCGAAGAAAAGAGGAAAAAGUUAAACAAAACUUGUGAAUUUCUGGUCUAGGCAUCAGUGAAAGCGCGGAAUUUCGACAGUUGAUGUCGAGUUGGAGUGCCGACGGCGAAUUCUGGGAAGUCAGUUUUGACAGUAGCCGACGGCAGUUUGGAUUACCCCGUUGAGCAGAAGGAAGAAUUCCGACGCAGAGAGAUUAAUCAGCGCGGUUGAGAAGAAGAAGAAGAAUAACCCAGCGGAAGUGUUGUUAUUGUUGUGAGAAGCGGAUUAGAGAAGGCGGUGAGAGAGGGAGAAGAGGAAAAUUACAAACAAGAAAAGAGUAAGAGAAGAAAGAAGAGGGUAGAAAAGUGGAAUUAAUUUGUUUUUUUUUCUUCUCGUAAAGAGCGGGAAAGAGAGCAAUAGAAAGAGCGAGAGGAAAUUGGUUUGCAGCCGCCCCAGGUCUUUAUUAGCGGUCAAUUUUGGGUGGAAGCCCCGUCGGAAAGUGUGGAUAAUUAAACGAGUGCAAGUUUCGGGCAAUUACUGGCCGCGCCGCUGAAAUUUUUUUUCGGGGGGAGCGAAAGUGUGAGUGAAUCACCCCUUGGUUAAUUGGUGGUGAGCACGCCAAUGAGUGUGUGUGCGUGUGUAAGCUGCAGCUAAUUUGAUUAAAUAUGCCGUUGGAGCAGCCGCCGCUGGAGCAAACCGUCGAGUUCGGUAGCCGCCGCCUACUGAUCUGUCAGCUGCGCUAGCCGCCUAUUGUUCUCGCCGUGCAGUGAGAGAGAAGGAGAAGAUUGUUUUGGAUUACCAGUGAGUGCUUUGAGGAAGAGUUAAAGUGUCGCGCAAAUCAUUGUGUUGAAUCGUUGAAGAACCCCCCGUUGAAAGUCGAACAACCAGAACCAUGUAUCCAAACGCCGGAAUCAACGCAGCGGCCGUCGCGGCCCGACACCCGGGCCCUCCUCAGUCGGCGCAACCGUUCAAAUUCACCAUAACCGAAAACUGUGAUAGGAUAAAGGAGGAGUUCAACUUCCUCCAGGCACAAUAUCACAACCUGAAAAUGGAAUGUGAAAAAUUAGCUCAGGAAAAAACGGAAAUGCAGCGGCACUAUGUGAUGUACUACGAGAUGUCCUAUGGAUUGAACGUUGAAAUGCACAAACAGACGGAAAUCUCCAAGAGGUUAAAUGCAAUAAUCACCCAGAUCGUCCCGUUCCUGUCCCAGGAGCACCAGCAGCAGGUCUUGACGGCGGUCGAGCGGGCGAAGCAGAUCACCAUGUCCGAACUGAACGCCGUGAUAGGGCAGCAGCAACGACCCGACCUGCCCCGGUUGCUGCAGCAGAUGCACGCCCAGCAGAUUCCGGGCGCCCACGGCGCUCCCCCCAUGCCCGUGGGCAUGCCCCACCCUAGUCUGGGCCCGGGCGGACUCGGCGGUCCGCUGGGUGCCCUCGGGUCAACCCCACCGCAGCAUCCGCUGGCCAUCCUGAACAAGCAGGAGCUGCACCGGCCAGAAGAGUCCAAGUCGAGCAACAGCAACAUCAUGCCCCUGGACGAUCGGCAUCGGAGUUCGAUCUCACCCACCGACCGGGACAAGUACCGGCCCCGGACGCCCGAGUCCACCCACGAACUGAAGAAGGUCAAGAAGGAGGAGAAGGACAUGGGUCAUUCGGACGGGGAAAAGUCCGACCAGGACCUGGUGGUGGACGACGCCUCCGAGAUCAACCCGAUGAGCCCGAUGCCGAACCAGCAUCACAACGGAACCGCCUCGCCCCGUGAAAACGGCAUGAUGCCAAAAAAGUUAGACGUUCAAGACCGUGAACGCAUCGGCACGCACUCACCCCGAUCCGGCACCUCCUCGAACGCGUCGACCCCCUCCAACAAAAAGAUGGACGACAAACCGACGACGCCGAUCGCCAAACCCGCCACGCCCACCAACUCCGCCGCCAACAGCAACGGCGUCCCGAAGGGAGUCGGAGUCAACAAACCGCCGGUGCUGAACCCGGGGGGCUACCCGCCGUACCUCGGGGGACCCUUGAAUGGAGCUCCCCAUGAACUGCAGGCCGCCUACGGCGGACCCGGAGUGCACAACAACCUGCCCCACUCGCUGAACAACUACGGCAGGGCGCCGCUGGCGUUCGAUCCGCAUCCGCAGAUGAGGGCACCGCUCGGACCGAUUGCCAUCCCCGGAGGAAAGCCUGCCUAUUCGUUUCACGUGAACGCCGAAGGUCAAAUGCAACCGGUGCCCUUUCCCCAGGACGCCCUGGUAGGACCGGGGAUUCCGCGGCACGCCCGCCAAAUCAGCUCGCUCAACCACGGGGAGGUGGUGUGCGCCGUAACGAUCUCGAACCCCACCAAGUACGUGUACACGGGCGGCAAGGGCUGCGUCAAGGCGUGGGACAUCUCCCAGCCCGGCAACAAGAACCCGGUCUCGCAGCUGGACUGCCUGCAACGUGACAACUACAUCCGCUCGGUGAAGCUCCUCCCCGACGGUCGGACGUUGAUCGUGGGCGGUGAAGCGUCCAACCUGUCCAUCUGGGAUCUGGCCAGCCCGACGCCCCGCAUCAAGGCCGAACUGACGUCGAACGCGCCCGCCUGCUACGCGCUCGCCAUCUCGCCCGACUCGAAGGUGUGCUUCUCGUGCUGCUCCGACGGCAACAUUGCCGUGUGGGACCUGCAGAACCAGACGCUGGUGCGGCAGUUUCAGGGUCAUACGGACGGUGCGUCCUGCAUAGACAUCAGCGCAGACGGAACGAAGCUGUGGACCGGUGGGCUGGACAACACGGUGCGGUCGUGGGAUCUGCGGGAGGGACGGCAGCUGCAGCAGCACGACUUCAGCUCGCAGAUCUUCUCGCUCGGAUACUGUCCAACGGGCGAAUGGCUCGCCGUCGGCAUGGAGAACUCCAACGUCGAGGUGCUGCACGCCACCAAGCCGGACAAGUACCAGCUGCACCUGCACGAGAGCUGCGUGCUCAGCCUCAAGUUUGCCGCCUGCGGCAAGUGGUUCGUUUCGACCGGCAAGGACAACCUGCUGAACGCGUGGCGAACGCCGUACGGUGCCUCGAUCUUCCAGUCAAAGGAAUCGUCCUCAGUGUUAAGCUGUGAUAUCUCGGCCGACGACAAGUACAUCGUGACCGGUUCCGGAGACAAGAAGGCCACCGUGUACGAGGUCAUCUACUAAACAAAAAACUAAAGCAAGCAACCAACUAAGGCCGAAUGAUCUCUCCCUACCCGAUUUUUGUUGCGGUGGAUCGAAGCCGCACCGAAAGUGUCAUAAAGCCGAGUUCGAACUCGCCUCCCCGGAACCGGGAAAACAAAACUAAACCUAGACAAUGAAACAUUAAGUUAAAGAGAUGAAGAGAGAGAGUAAAAAGCAAGAAGAAAACAAACCUAAAGUUUGAAAAACAACCUGUAAAGCCUGAUUACACUCAUUAAGCUACAAGUUAAGAGAGAAGGGAAAGCGUAGCAGUAUCUGUAUAGAAGAGCAAGUUUAAUUCUCAACUUUAAAGUGUAAAAUGCAUGACCGAGUUUGUAAGAUUUGUAAGCUGUAGAAUGAGCGAUUGAGGAGAGAGUGUGAGCGAUUAGAGAAGCAAAACACGUGUAAAAAGUUAAAGGUUAGUUUAUUUAGUGUAAGCAGUAAUUGACAUACAAGUAAACAAGAAACGCGGCAAAUAGUGCAAGAACAAGUGGUCUCGCUAAUGAAAAGAAUAACCCCCUCUCAAAUCUAAUCUCGGACUUUGUAUAAACAAAUAUUGAGUAAAGAAAAGAAAACAAAAACACAAUCUGAUUGCGGCUUCUCGCUAGUGUUUAGCAGCAGCAAGACUCAGUCAAACUCCUAGGGAUUUCAGCGUCGGUUCCUGUUGUUGAGGAAUCGACGCUUCUUUUUGUUUAGGUUCCCCCCUUUAACUAGACGAACGUGUGUCACUAUCGGUUGACUAUCAAAAUUAGUGUUAAUUCCCUUUGUUAGCGAAAAUUGCAAGAAAAAAAACCUCUAGAAGAACCCCGAGUGUAGCGAAAAAAAAUAAACCCCAAACUUCUUUAUUUAAUAACUAAAAAGAGAAAAAAAUAGCUUUAACCCUUUCAGUCUUGAGUCGCCUCGGCGUAAAAACAGUAUGAUCUAAUUAGAGAAGAAGAAGCAGCAGCAACCAACCUAAAACUAAAUGUGCGUGCGAGUAGUAGUGAACGUGAAUGUGUGUCUAUUGUGCUUCAGUGCGUGGUUAUGCUGCAGCAGCAAAGUAGAAUGUGAGCACGGUGUGUGGCGAGGAAAGGAAACCGAAAACACACACACAAACAAAA
This is a messenger RNA of Culex quinquefasciatus (southern house mosquito), 4678 nucleotides long. RefSeq names its product protein groucho. Gene Ontology annotation, biological process: regulation of DNA-templated transcription; negative regulation of canonical Wnt signaling pathway. The transcript has 17 exons. Gene Ontology annotation, molecular function: transcription corepressor activity; protein binding. Bases 1293 to 3563 code for a protein of 756 amino acids. The record is from RefSeq and is a predicted model, not a curated record. Gene Ontology annotation, cellular component: transcription regulator complex; nucleus. Lineage: Eukaryota; Metazoa; Arthropoda; Insecta; Diptera; Culicidae.